Molecule: messenger RNA, 1242 nt
Organism: Salvelinus fontinalis (brook trout)
Lineage: Eukaryota; Metazoa; Chordata; Actinopteri; Salmoniformes; Salmonidae
Product: polyadenylate-binding protein 1A-like
Exons: 4
Coding region: 270-596 (108 amino acids)
Molecular function (GO): RNA binding
Source: RefSeq, a predicted model, not a curated record
GUCCGACCACCAUUAAUCAAAUAAGAACUGUUUUAUAAAUUAGGGUUGUUUUCGAUGAUGACACCUUUUGCUAUAUAGUUAGCUAGCUAACUAUAGCUACUGAAACAGAUGUUGUGUUAUUAGACACGUCAAAUAGUGUUAUUUGACGUGUAUCUUUUUUGACACGCAGAGACCCAAAUGGCGUUCCAUAGUUGAGAAGGAAACCACUGAACAAAUGAACAACGAAACAGUACAGCAAGCUGUGGCUAAAAUUAAUGGGGAGGAGCUGAAUGGAAGACGGGUCAGUGUGGUCCACUCAGAAGAAAGGAGAGCGCCGGACAGAGCCGAUACACGAGUUUGAGCAGAUGAAGCAGGACGAUCACUGGGAUGAUGAGCGUCUUCACAAGGAGUUUUCCCAGUUUUGGAACGAUUACGAGUGCAAUGGUGAUGAUAACAGAGGGUGGCCGCAGCAAGGGCUUCGGCUUUGUCUCAACGGAGGGGCCCCCAUGCAGCAGCCUGCUGUCCAUGUCCAAGGCCAGGAGCCUCUGAUGGCCAUGCUGGCAACUGCUUGUCCUCAGGAACAGAAGCAGAUGCUUGGUGAGCAUCUCUCACCCUGAUCACGCUCCUCAGUCUGGCUGGGAAGAUCACAGGCAUACUUCUGGAGUUAGACAACUACGAGCUGCUCCACCUAAGUCCCCAGAGAUCUGCAAGGUGGAUGAGACGGUGGCUGUGUACCAAGCUCGCUAAAGAGGCCAUACAGAUAGCUGUCCCAUCUCAACUUGAAACUUCCUUUACUGAAAAAAGUAGAAGAUAAUUUAAUUGAAUAAACCACAAACUCAAUAUAGAGGUCCAAAGAGACAGUUUUUUGUUUAAUGACUGUCCUGACUUGAUGGGCAUUAAUUGGGGCUGACCCCGGUCGAACUUAUGUCUGUCAAAUCGCUCUGCAAAAUUACAAUAUUGUGAAGGACACUCAAUUGUUUGCCAAUAGUACAUUUUUUAGGCCACUGUAAAGUUAUUACAUUAUGUAUUGGUUACCUAUUGAAAUAAUGGUAAAUAAUUUUAAGCAAGGUCAUAGAGAAAUGUGUUACUUGUUUAAUAUAUUUACUGUUGCAAGAAAAAGGCUUUUAUAUCAACAAACAGUUCAGUGGAAAUGUGAAUAUGUAAGACUAAUCACUCUUUCAACUGAUUAUUGAAGACGUCGAUUAAUUCCGCAGUUGAUGCAAACCAUACAACAGAUCAAUGUAAAUAAACUGUUCUAAUAUU